GUGACGACUCGCUCUUCAAUCACCUAUGAUCAUGGUUUUCAUGACAGCGGAUGUCCCUGGGAUUGGCGGAGCAUCUCCUCGCUUGACCGCAUAAGACCAGGGAAUGAACUUGGGUACUACUCGCCGAACGUUGACUCCUGCUCAUGGUCAACUUCGAUCUGGAGCAGAGGGGUUGGCUCGAAGAGCGUCUCUCUGCGUUCUCGUCACGAGCAGACAGACGAGAGGGCAAGCAAUACGCCAUCGAAAUCACCUCUGCCUUCCAACACGCUUUCCCUCAGUACCGCCCGAAGAAAGAAAAUGGCGAUGUUGGCAAUCAGAUCUAUGUGUUUCUGAAGAACAGUCGUGCGCAUCUCGGCGACCCGUUGGUCAGGCUGGCAAACAUUGGCGACCGUCCUUGUCCGCUGACCAACCAUGGUUGCGGACGUCCCUUCCUUCAAGCAGAAGCUGCUUGACUUUGCUAUUGGCGUGAACAAACCUUCUUUCCAAGCCCGUCCCGAGUUCCUCAAGCAAUACUGGGAGCACCAGCUCUUGCCUGAGCAACGGCAGGAGUAUGUGGAGCGAGCGUUGAAGGAGCGAGGAACCCCCGACGUUCUCAUUGAAGGGAAACAGACGUCGGGAUGUCCCUCCGAGAAGAUUUUUGCUACAAUAGCAGCUUUUCACAAAGCUGUAAGCGCCCGUACAGGCUGGGUCCUGUUCACUCUUGCUGGCGGAGUUGAUAAAUCAGGUGCCAGAGCCGUAACACACGUGGACUCUGGUAAAACAUCUGCCAAUCUUGGCUUUUCGGAGUACAACGUGCGUCAUCAUGACGGCAUGAUGCAGGCAUGGAAGGACUUUGUGAAAGCUACCAUCCCCGCCGAAUCCCGGUCGCAACAAGCUCCUAUGCGAAUACUACCGACUUUGCAGCGAGAUACCUGCAACCGCCCUAUCCUUCCACCUUUGGACUCAGCAUGGAAUCAGCUAGAGAUUGCAGUCAUGCUGCAGACGUAUCUCAUGAGCCUUUACGAGCAUGAAACAUCGAACUCCCUGCUCGACUGGGCAUCAGUUUCGGUCCAGCCUGGACGUCUCCCGAUUGACGUCUCCCUCUCAGAUCCGGAACACAUGUCAUUUAUGGACAUGUUGAAGACUUAUACCCUUGUUCGCGAACAACAAGAAGAGUUCCAGGAAGAGUUCACGUUCUUCACCCCUCCCGAUCAAGUCGAGCCCUUCCACUUUGACAUGACAAACCUUGGAUUGUCUCCUGCCCCGGCAAAUCAACCUCCCACAACUCCAGCUGGAAGACAGCCCAUAAUCCGGACAACACAAACGUCUGUAGCCAGCAGACGGACCAGUAUACGUUGACCUCGCUCAAUUCGAUCACUCCGCUCCCGAACAGCCACAUCCAACGGGGAGGUCUGUGACACCCCGACAAGAUGGAAUCCUUUUGGUGAUGAGCCAUGCACGUCCCCUCCACCUUCAGAUGAAGAUGUCUUCCAAAUUGAUUCGCCGGUGUGCAGGGAGAAUGUUGCUCAAGGUACAGUUCUCCGCACGUCAUGUGAAUUGAUCUGAUGAGUGAUGCACAGGCAGUGCAUCCAGAAGGUGGCGUUUCGUGCUCCAUCCUGGAUUGAUUUCUGACGAAGUCCCUCAGCACAGCGACAUUGUCUGACCCUCGGCAAGAACCAUCCUCCGCACAUUCUCCAGAGGGUCGCAGGCCCUUACGACGUGGUGGUGCCCAAGUACUUGAUGUUCACGUGCGGCGAUCAAUGCGAAUGGCAGCAAGUCC
This is a messenger RNA of Dacryopinax primogenitus, 1759 nucleotides long. RefSeq lists its product as uncharacterized. NCBI's taxonomy places the organism in Eukaryota, Fungi, Basidiomycota, Dacrymycetes, Dacrymycetales, Dacrymycetaceae. The transcript has 7 exons. The coding region runs from base 412 to 1338 and encodes 308 amino acids. The record is from RefSeq and is a predicted model, not a curated record.